AUGACCAUCCCCCUCGAGAUACCAGUCUUCUCGCCCUCGUCGGCGCUCCACGUCCAAGCCAUUGGCGCGCAGCGCAUCGAGCUCAACGCGCGGGGCAGCUACCCCGACGGCGGCACGACGCCGGCGCCGGCGGACCUCGAGGGCGUGAACAAGUGGCUCAUGGUGCCCGUGCGGAUCAUGAUCCGGCCGCGCGGGAAACGUGUCGAGGACGACGUGGAUUUCGUGUACACGGAGGACGAGUUUGCGACGAUGCUGCGGGACGUGGAGGCGUUUCGUCCGAUGCUGAGGGCGGAUCGAGGUGACGGGUUCGUGUUUGGCGUUUUGAAGAGGAGUAGCGGCGACGAGGGGUCGGCGGUUGGGGGGGUGGUGGUGGUGGUUGACGUGGAGAGGAAUCGGAGGCUCGUUGAGGCGGCUGGGGGUCUGGCGUGUUCUUUCCACCGGGCGUUUGACGAUGUUAUCCGCGACGGCGCUGCUGCGGGGACGAUUGCAAAGGGGGUGCGGGAUCUGGCGGCGUGUGGGUUCGGCGGGGUGCUCACGUCUGGCGGGCCGGGGAACGCGGCGGCGAAUCGGGGGGCUCUCGAGGAGGUUGUGCGCGAGGCAUCCGAGGUCGGCAAGACGGCGGGGGCCAAGGGCUUGGAGGUGAUUAUCGGCGGCGGGGUGAGGAGGGAGAAUGUUGGGGAGCUGGUUGGCGGGUUCAAAGGGGACGGCAGCGUGUGGGCGCACUCGAGCUGUUUGACGGAGGGUGAGGUUGAUGAUGAGGAGGCGAUGGGCAUUUUGGAGAGGCUGGCCGAGAGGUGA
Messenger RNA from Colletotrichum orchidophilum, 798 nucleotides. RefSeq names its product CutC family protein. Gene Ontology annotation, molecular function: copper ion binding. The transcript has a single exon. The coding region runs from base 1 to 798 and encodes 265 amino acids. The record is from RefSeq and is a predicted model, not a curated record. NCBI's taxonomy places the organism in Eukaryota, Fungi, Ascomycota, Sordariomycetes, Glomerellales, Glomerellaceae.